Messenger RNA from Cinclus cinclus, 1683 nucleotides. RefSeq names its product V-set and immunoglobulin domain containing 8 (gene VSIG8). Gene Ontology annotation, cellular component: intracellular anatomical structure. NCBI's taxonomy places the organism in Eukaryota, Metazoa, Chordata, Aves, Passeriformes, Cinclidae. The transcript has 8 exons. The record is from RefSeq and is a predicted model, not a curated record. The coding region runs from base 1 to 1080 and encodes 359 amino acids.
AUGGCAGGGCACGGCGCCAGCCUGCUCCUGCUCCUCGGGGUCCUGCCAGCUCUCCUCGUGGCCGUCAGGAUCAACGGCAAGGGCCGCGAGGUUCUGUACCUGGCCAAGGGUGACUCGGUCAAGCUGGGCUGUCCCUAUGUCCUGGAACCCGAGGACAACGGACCCCAGGGAGUGGGAAUCGAGUGGAUCCAGGUCACACCCGAGAGACCCGGCCCCGAGAACGUGUUCCUGUCCUACCAGGACCACCACGUGAACUACGGCAGCGGCUCGGGGCUGCAGGACCGCGUGGCCUUCGUGCAGACGGACCCGGGCCAGCGCGACGCCUCCAUCCGCGUGGCCGACCUGCAGGAGAGCGACACCGGUACCUACCAGUGCCGCGUCAAGAAGAACACGGUGGCCGUGCACGAGGUCAUCGUCACCGUGCAAGGUGGCCCUGACAGUGUCCCGUGUCCCCCUGCCCCAGCAGAGAAGCCGGCCGUGCCGCAGUGCUGGAGCGAGGGGGAGCUGAUCGAGGGGGGCUCGGUGCUGCUGCGCUGCUUCAGCCGGGGGGGCACCGCGCCCCUCUCCUACCAGUGGGCAAAGCUGGCCGAGGGCUACGGGGGGGGGCGCCUGCCCUCGGGGACCCUGCAAGGCCGUGCUCCAGGUGACCUCCUGAUCCGCAGCCUGACCGGGGCCCACGCCGGGACCUACCAGUGCCGCGUCACCAACCGCGUCGGGUACUCGGUGUGCCAGCUCAACCUGAGCCCCGGGCCCCGGAAUGUCCCCGUGGCAGGCGGGCGCCAGGCUGGCAUCAUCGUGGGCUCCAUCCUGGGCUCCCUCCUCCUCCUCAGCCUUCUGGGGCUGCUCAUCUGGGCACUGAUCGCCCGCUACCAGCGCAAGGAGUGCCAGCGCGCCUGCAGCGACUGCAGGAGCAGCACGGGUGGCACCAUGCCCCGGCCGUGCACGGCUUGUGCCCACCACUCGUACUCGCCACACGGCAUCAGCUACAUGCAGUGCCAGCACGGCGACAGCGACGAGCGCGCGGCCGCGCUGCUCUGCAACGACGGCAUCCGCCACCAGGUCGCCUGUCCCGCUCUGUGACACCGCGCUCGCGCCCCGGUGUCCCCGCGCGGGGUCGGGACGGCGACCGCGACAGCGACGGCGACAGCGCGGACCAGAAAGUGACGGCGGGAGCGGUUCACUCUGCUCAAAAUCUCCUUUAAAAAAAAAAAAAAAAAAAAACCAAACAAAAAACCCUCCCAGAAUCCCACAGAAUUCCACCCAAAAACUUCACCAAAUCCUUCAAAAAAAAAAAAAAAAUAUCCUCAAGAAUUCUCUCCUCGGUGUCACCUCUGCGGGGACACCGCAGCGACGGCGACAGAGAGCGGUCGGGAAAGCGACGGCGGGAGCGGCUCCCUCUGCUCAGAAUCCCUGAAAAUCCUCCGAAAUCCCACAGAAUGUUUCAGAAUUCCCCAAAAGUUCCUUCCCCGGUGUCCCACUGCGGGGACACGACAGCGACAGCGACAGCGACAGCGACAACGACAGCGACAUCGAGCGCGCGGCCCCAAAAGUGACGGCGGGAGAGGCUCCCUCUGCUCCAAAUCCCUCAAAAUUCCCCCAAAAAUCGCUCAAAAUUCCCCCAAAAAUCCCAAAAAAUUCCCCCAAAAAUUCCUCAAAAUUCCCCCAAAAUUCCUCAAAAUUCCC